Sinocyclocheilus rhinocerous is the source of this 872-nucleotide messenger RNA. RefSeq names its product T-cell surface glycoprotein CD3 delta chain. Gene Ontology annotation, biological process: positive thymic T cell selection; cell surface receptor signaling pathway. Bases 246 to 758 code for a protein of 170 amino acids. The transcript is spliced from 7 exons. Gene Ontology annotation, cellular component: alpha-beta T cell receptor complex; external side of plasma membrane. The record is from RefSeq and is a predicted model, not a curated record. NCBI's taxonomy places the organism in Eukaryota, Metazoa, Chordata, Actinopteri, Cypriniformes, Cyprinidae. Gene Ontology annotation, molecular function: transmembrane signaling receptor activity.
CUCGCAGGUGUUUGUGGUCUUCCGUUAAUGCACCGGAAGUCAAAUGUAGAUCUUUCAUCUGCAGUUUCUGCUCUUAUUGAUCUCAGACUGUGUAAGAUCUGGAUUGAGUCGAGCUCCAGAUCGCGUCGUGUCGGUUUCUGACUUCCGGUUCAUCGAGUCUUCCGCUCGUCGCGCCUGAAAUCACUCGACAUCUGCAGCCUCUCAGGCAGGAGAAGAGAUUAAUAUUAAUAACAGCUCACUGAGAGAUGGACAGACGUGUGUUUGUGUUGCUCUGUCUGCUGACGGCUGUGAGAUCAGACGAUCCUUCGAAUAAGCUAGAGAUCUCUGUUGAUGAACAGAACAUGCUUCUGAUAUGUAAAGGUGGAAAAUUUGGUGACGAAGAAUCAAUACAGUUGAAUUAUGAUAAUUCUGGACUCCACCAGUGUAAAUCAGAGGAGUGUAAUGAUGACACCUGUCCAAAAGCCCUAGUAAAAAUCCUGAGCAGUGAGAAUCUGAUCGAGCUGGACAUUGGGGCUGUGUUCACUGUUCUCGGGGCCGAUGUAAUAGCGACCGCUCUGAUCGGAUGGGCCAUUUACACCAUCUGCGCUCAACCCACAACCAGAGGCGGCUAUCAGGGGAAUAAAGCCUCUGACAAACAGGCUCUGAUCAGUAAUCACACUCCGUCAGGAGGAGACACUUAUCAGCCGCUGAACACGCGUACGGAUGAGUACAGCACUCUGCAUGCGCAGCGCAAAAACAAGAACAAGCAAUCUGUCUGACCUGAAGAUAUUAGCAGAAGAACAGAAAACUGUUCAUCUUUAAUCUGUCAUUUGAUUUCACGUUCCUGUAGAUGUAGGUGUUUGUCGCUUGUGUUGAUGCUUCAAAUAAAUAAA